GUCAUUGCAGCAAUCGUUCGGCUUUAAUAUUUAUGCUUUUAUUCAAACAAUAUCGAGUGGGAGCACGGGGUUGGCGGGGGAUGAGGGCGAGGGAGUAACAGGGAAUAAUAAAACGAGAAGUUGAAGAAAGAGAAUAUACAAUAUAGAGAAGUAAAAAAAAAACCUCCAACAAAACAACAGCAGGGGAAGGCGAGGAUGUGGAGGGUGGGGGGGGGCUGAUGGAAGAAGCAAAGGCACCCCUCCUCCUACCCCUUUCUACUCCCCUCUCCCUACUCCCCUCUUCAGCACAACCAUCAUUCCACUCCGUAAUGUGAAUGAUAAACUCGUUUCCUAUCAAUUCUUGUGAAAUUCAACGUAUCAAAUCAUUUCAACGACAGUUUCCCUCCCUCCCCGCUCAACAACCCGUCCACCGUGCCAUCUCUCUUUCCCCCCUCUGCACUCCGUCGCCACCCGUCGAACCUCGCUCUCACUCUCUCUCUCCCUCUGCCAUCAGGACACUCUUGAGAUUUAUGUUAUUUUUAAUGCUCUGUUUUCCUGUUUUAUGUAUCUUUGUUUUCAAGAAUUUAUGUCAGCUCUUCCACAAUCUCCCUCCCUCUCCCAUCUUCUCCAAACCAGCCCACCGCUCACCCUUUACCCGUUUGAUGCUCUCUCUCUCUCUCUCGCUCUCUCCUUGCUUGCUGCGCUUCGUUGCGUCUCGCUCGCACGCGUCGACCUUAUGCACAGCCAGUCCUGUCUUCUUGUGAGUGAGUGUGUGUGUGUGUUUUUUCUCUCUCUUUUCUUCUGUCUCUCUCUCUCUCUCUCUAUCGCUCUCUUUCCAUCUACAUCAUUCGUGCUUUAGAUCAUUGAUAGCACAGAAAUCAACGGCACAUACACAACAUCACAAUCGAACACACACACAGGGGUGAGGGGGAGAUCGCACGCAACAUUGCUAUACAGUAAGGCACACACACACACACCCGUUCAAGCAACUGGCUGGCCAAAUAUAGCGCACAAGGUGUACAUAGCUCCGCGGUGUCGAGGACAUCUCCAACGAUACCAAUCUGCUGUUCGCUCUGGCUGCGCGCGUGUGUGCGUGCGCCCGUUUACAAUAUGUGAGAGUGUGGUGCCGCUGCCUUCCGUUUGCAUUGCCCGUGCUUAAGCGAGUUCGAUUUCAACAGUACCAGCUUGUCGCACACAUACGAACACACCCGUCACCCGUCUUCUACCAACAUGCACACACACACACACACACAAGCAAACGAAGGGCAAAGCUUGGGGGAGGGGGGGGGGGAGUGCUGUGUAACAUAAUAUUUCCCACUGAAACGGGCGGCCCUACCUAUGUACCCGACCACGGCGUGUAUAGUUACACACCAAUACAUAAUUUAAUAACAGUCCACCCCUCUCCAACCCUCCCUCUUACAACUUCACCUCCUCUCCCCCUCCCAACCACUGUGAGAAAGAGAGCGCACAACUACUAGGCGAUGUGAAGUAAUCAUAAAUUCCUGAAAAAUUGAAUUAUUUGUUAUGUGUGCGAAAUAAUUCAAUCUGCUUUCUAAAAUGAAAAGCGAACUUCGGGAAUUAAACGGAGCAAAACCCGGAACACAGAAAAAGUGAGGGGGAGGGGAGCACGUAGUUUGAAGUUUGAAGAAAGAAAUGAAAAAAAAAACCAUAACGGCCUGACAGAACAUACAUCCGGAUUUUAUUGGCGGGAUGUGUCGAAGGCUGAUUACAUCUAUCCGUACACCACCAAACAAAUGUUUGCCGAAACUAGUGCCUAAAGAUGCCCGGAUUGGUUCCUGGGGGGGGGGGGGAGUAUCACCGAUCUGGUGAAUCCAGGAGGUUCAGGAAAGGCCAGAAUCGAACCAGAACGCUGCAUAAAGAUCUCGCUCCAGAUCGGUCACUUUAAACGGCAGCUUUAAGCUAGUCCGGGCUAGCUUUAAGACCGGGACUUUCGGAGAUGGUGCAGCGACGACGACGACUACGACGACGGCAUCACGUUCGUUUUGGUUAAUUAGAUUACUUCAGGAUUUCAAACCUCCGGAUGGAGUAUCUCUUUCCCGUGUCUUAAAGACACAUCCCAUUCCUCGAGUUUGAGUUUCCCGAGUCGUUCCACAUUUAAUAGAAGAGAGAAGAUUUCUGAUGUAUCUAUUUUUUUUGAUUAAUGAUGUUAGGAAUAUUCCAACUAGAAUGUCUUGAGGUCGGGUUAGUCCACGCAAAAUACUAUUGCAUACAGCUACUGCUUUCCGCUAUGCUUUAUCCAAUUGUCACGGUAUUGUGCACUUAAUAAGCAUGCUAACAAAGCACUCUCAAUUAAACGACCGUGCGCGCGCGGAGGUUUUAUGGGACCUUGCUGUAGUCAUCCGUCUGCGUUUGCAGGUUCGACAUUUGACAGUCGUAUUCUAGUCAUAUUCUAGCUAUAGUUGCGUGAUAGCCUAGAUAUGCGAGCUCAUUCGUUUUACAACCGUACGCAUCCGGCACUCCUGACAUCAGCAAAUCCUGAAGCCGUUCUGAAGACUUUCAACCGAGAUCGGGUUGUUUGUGCAGGUUUUUAUUUGUUAUGAUUGUAAAAAAAUCUACAUCAAAAUCUACAAUAGAUGCAGGAAAAAAAAACAAGACCACUUUCGCUUCCAACUCAUCUACCACUAUCGAACGCGUGGUUUCGUCUUUUAUGAGUGGCUUUUGUUUUUUUUUUCUUCUGAAGUACAAUUUCACACAAUGCAGCGGUGUAGUACGUGCGCAACCCCUUCGAGUUUAUUGUAUUUAUUAAAAUUAGAUCAACAAAGUCAUUUCCGGCUUCUGUGCGGCAUCACUCAUCGCACUCGCACGCGGGUACUUUAUUUAUAUAGCGCCAUUGCCGCGACCAAAAACAAUCCCAUACCCGCACAACAACGGCGGCGGCGAGAUCCACAACAAUCGAAGUUCAAUUUCCCGUUUGGGUUCGGGAAAUCCGGAAGCGAGCUCCGGGGGAAAACAAUUUCAACGCGACGCGAGCAGUUCCGUUUUCCGCCUGGAAGGAUGCCAUUUGCCAACGGUUGGUUAAAAAUAGUGGCUAGUUAGUAGGCGCUAUCAGGCGCCCUCUGGCGGGGGAGACAUUCAUGGGCCAGGAUGUAUCCGACGGGAAGCAAUCGUACGGUAAUUUAAUGUAGAGAAAAGAAUUCUUGAUUAAUGUGCAAUAUGAUUAAUGGUUUUAAUUGCAGAGCUUCUUGGAAGUAGAUGCAGCAUUGUUUAUAACAUAAGCACUAUCUGAGGUUCCAAGUUUGAAAGUCUAGCCAUAAACUUAACGACUACUUUUUUAUGGAUUGUUCACAUUUCUGGGGCGCAACAGUUGGAAGAAAAGCCCCGGGGCACAUGCUUGAAAAUGUAGGAGAUGUACUUACAAUAUAAUUAACACUCUGUAACACACAUUCUUAGUAUACCUUUACUUACGAAUGUACUGGUACAAUAUACUGACCCUUCUAUUUGAAUUCCACGUGCAAUCUGAGUUCCAAAAUAAACAACCCAAAGCUUUAUAGCACCCCUGACACUUGCGCACUGGCAACGCGAGCGUGUCCAGAAAAUCGAUAUUUCAAAGCCAGCUGUACCUAGGCGCACAACAACACAGGGUUGUUUUGUGUAGUGCCCGCGGUAGAACGCGGUAUCGGCGCCAACAAGAAUGGCCGAAACCAUGGCCACCAGCACGGACGACACGAACGUGGAGUCGACGAGGACCCAGUGCGACUGUUCCCAGCAGCAGCUGAUCGAGGCCCGUGCCCAGCUGACGGCGCUCGAGCAGAGCAAUGAAACGCUGCAGAAAAAGCUGGACGGGUACCGGAAGGACAACGAGAAUCUGGUCAUCAAGUACGCGUUCGUGGAGAAGAAGGUGCUCGAUCUGAAGGCGCUGGUCGGCGACAAAGACUCGCAGCUCAAGCGGCACGAGCAGGAGGUGGCCAGCCUGCAGAAACAGAUCGGCACGCUGAAGGCGGACAAGGCGAAGCUGCAGAAGAACAUUGAGUCGAAGCAACGCGACGUGGAGCGGCUCGGCAAAGAGCUGGAGGGUAGCCGCCAUUACGCGGCCCAGAUCGAGAUGCGCUACAAGUACGGCAGCUGCCGGUUGCGCCGCGAGGCGGAGGAUCGAAUGAAACUUGAGGCGGAAGUGCUAACGUUGCGUCAACAGUUAUUGCAGCACGUGAUCGCGGAGGAGACGCACCAGGCGAGCGAACAGGUGGCGGAGAUGGAGCGCAAGGUGAUGGAGCUGCAGGCGCGCGAGAUCAUGCUGAAGCACGCGAACGACGAGCAGGCGGGCAGGAUCGGGACGCUCCAGCGGGCCAACCACGAGCUGCGGGACACGAUCGAGCGGCAGGAGAAGAAGCACACCAGCACGCUGCAGACGCUAAAGGAACUCGAAACGGAGCGAGAUCACCUGCGGCAGCAGAUGGGUCAGCUGCAGGAAAGCUUCCACCAGCAGCAGGCCGCGAUUGCGGAGCUCCAGUCGAAGGUGGAGGCCGCCAGUGUCGCCGCCCAGGAGUCGUCCCGCAUGGAGCGGGCCGUCGCCGAGCAGCGGGCCGAGCUGGAGCAGCUCGCCGGCACGCUGGACGAGCAGCGCAAGGACCUGGAGGUGCUGGCGGCCCGCGAGCUCGAGCUGCUGGCCCUGAACAAAGAUCUCAGCGAGGUGAACUGCCUGCUGCAGCAGGAAAUAGCGACCCAGGAGUCGAAAACGAUCGCGAUCACGCUCGAGUACGGCAAGUUCGUGAGCAUGUGCCAGGAGUACGACGCGCAGAUCGUCAGCCUGGCCAACUCGCUCGCCGCCGAGCGGCAGCACCGGACGGAGGAGCGGCUGCUGAUGGCGAAGCACAUCGCCGACCGGACGCGCAAGCUCGAGCAGGCGGAAAGCUGCCUGCAGCAGACGCUCAACGAGCUCGAGGCGAACCGCAAAAAGUACUUCGCGCUGGUGAAGGACUUUAAGCGCGAGAUGAAAAAUGCCCACUGUGGCGUAGAGUCGAGCAUGGUGGGACAGUAGUAGAGGUGCAACGGCUUGCUGUACCUUUGCGCUACCGUGUGAGCCGCUUUUAUUUACCGAA
This is a messenger RNA of Anopheles coluzzii, 5036 nucleotides long. Its product is annotated as myosin heavy chain, striated muscle-like. The transcript is spliced from 7 exons. Gene Ontology annotation, biological process: vesicle cytoskeletal trafficking. Bases 3632 to 4975 code for a protein of 447 amino acids. Lineage: Eukaryota; Metazoa; Arthropoda; Insecta; Diptera; Culicidae. Gene Ontology annotation, cellular component: trans-Golgi network. The record is from RefSeq and is a predicted model, not a curated record. Gene Ontology annotation, molecular function: small GTPase binding.